AUGUUGAGAACAAAGAAUACAAGGGAGGAGCGGGGGGCCGCUUGGAGCGCAGGUGUUGGGGAGCAGCUGCGGCUGACAGUGAGUGAUGGUGUAGGGAGGGUCACAUGGCAAGAAGCAAGUGACAACUGCCAAGCUAAGGGACACAAACUAGCUGUUGUAUACAAUCAAGAACAGCAGAAAAAGUUUGAAGAAGCCGUUACAAGAUAUACAAUAAGUUUGGGCUCUCGCAACGCGGAACUGUGGAUUGGUUUAACAUCUGAAGACAGAAAGUUUAAGUGGAUGGAUGGAACUGAGCUGGAGCUGCCUGAUUGGUUGCCUGGAGAGCCUAACAUUAUGGGAGGAAUUGAGGAGGUCUGUGUGGAAGCCAUUCCAGAAGAGAGCAACCGACCUCUUUGGCCCGGCGGCAAACCGUAUCAGUGGAACGACGGCUACUGCGGUGAGAAGCAGCGGUAUUUCUGCGAAGAAGAAAUCCCCAAUCGUUAUUAA
This is a messenger RNA of Macrosteles quadrilineatus (aster leafhopper), 486 nucleotides long. RefSeq names its product C-type mannose receptor 2-like. Gene Ontology annotation, molecular function: signaling receptor activity. Lineage: Eukaryota; Metazoa; Arthropoda; Insecta; Hemiptera; Cicadellidae. The record is from RefSeq and is a predicted model, not a curated record. The transcript is spliced from 3 exons. Bases 1 to 486 code for a protein of 161 amino acids.